AUGUCUUUACGGCUUGCAGAGAAGUGCAGAUUUCUGUUCCAAGACUCAGCUUUGAGCGUCAACUUACCUCAAGUAGCCCCUAUGCCUUCGAAUAAUAAUUUUCUUGCUUAUUAUUAUGCUGAAACGCUAGAUAAAAUUCUAGAUUUUUCAAUCAAAGACCAAGACUGCACUUGUCAAGCUUUGAUUUUCCAAAGAAUGAUGGCACAUACCUGCAAGCAUGUAUUACACAAGUAUAAAAGAGUAAUAGAUGCUCAAAAAGAAUGCUCUUUUUGCAAUGAAAAGCCCACUAAGUAGCAUUUUUUAUAAGCCGAAUUCAAAUUUGGUUUGCUAAAUAGCAUAGCUUGCCAAAUAAUUUGGCAAAUCUGCUAAGCCCUGGCUAAUCGACAUAUGCUCCUAAUGGACUAUUUAUUAUAAUCUAAUAUACAAAUUUUUUGCAAUAGAUGGAAAAACUAAUACUAGAUAUUGCGAAAAAUACAGAGAAUACCCAAUUACUCAAGAUAUAACUGCACUUAAAAGAGAGGUCAUUUUGAGGACCUCUAUUGUAUAUAAUGAUGAAAAAUUAGAAACAUCUUUGAGGAAUAUUUUUAAUGCUGUAAUGGGGAUAUCUACUCUUUAUCCGAUGGCCCAAUUCCAAGAAGAUUUUGCGAGCAGCAUUGACUUUUGAAACUGUGUGGUUGAGUAUAUGAAAAACCAAAAAGACUUAUCCUUUUUUACCUUGUUUUGCCUUGCUGGAAUAGCUUGAAUUUAGGCAUAGCAAAAUAAUGCCAAAAAAGUAUAAAAAAUAACACAUAA
This is a messenger RNA of Blepharisma stoltei, 792 nucleotides long. The record is from the annotation of a GenBank genome assembly. NCBI's taxonomy places the organism in Eukaryota, Ciliophora, Heterotrichea, Heterotrichida, Blepharismidae.